This is a messenger RNA of Vespula vulgaris, 6163 nucleotides long. Its product is annotated as broad-complex core protein isoforms 1/2/3/4/5. Gene Ontology annotation, cellular component: nucleus. Gene Ontology annotation, biological process: regulation of transcription by RNA polymerase II. NCBI's taxonomy places the organism in Eukaryota, Metazoa, Arthropoda, Insecta, Hymenoptera, Vespidae. Gene Ontology annotation, molecular function: protein binding; DNA binding. The transcript is spliced from 5 exons. Bases 1589 to 2695 code for a protein of 368 amino acids. The record is from RefSeq and is a predicted model, not a curated record.
GUUUCUUUUAUAUGAUUUUAAUACAGUUUUUUUUUUCAGAUUUAAUUAUUUUUUACGACCAAUCAGAAAUAAACAAUUUUUGAACAAGAAGAUUGGUUAAAUGUCGUUAAAUAUAUAAAUGUCCAAUCAGAAAUGACGAAGUUCAUUCUGAUUGGUCAAUACAUUUUUUCAUUUCCAGUAGUAAAUAAUAUUAUAGUUAUAAAAAUUAAUUUUUUAUCAUUUGUUAUAACUUAAAGAAAUUAUAUUUUUAUUAGUAAAGAAUAAUACAGGUAUAUAUAAUCUGUUAUUUAGUUAUAUUAUAUAUAUAAAAUGAAUAUAUUUUCCAUAACUGUUUAAUGAGAUUUUUCAUUGGUAAAUUUCAAAUUGAUAUCUUCGUGCAACAAAUAUUAUUUAUUACGUCCAUAUAAUAUUAUAUAGUAUUACAAUAAUGUAUUAUUGAUUAAAUGUAAAAACAUAUAUUAAUUAUUUUUCAUAACUACACGAAAUAGAAAAGAAGGAUGUGUCAAUAAAUUUUAAUUAGAGAGAGAGAGGGAGAGGGAGAGAGAGAGAGAGAGACUCCUUUCUAAAUUUCUUAAAAUUAUUUUGAUUAUUGUUCUGCGCAAUGAUAGAUGCGCAUUGUACGUAUAUAAAAUAUUAUGAGUUAUAUCGUUUUUCUUUAAUGUAUCGACCAAGUUGGACAUUUAUAAAAUCUUAUCAUUGUAUAAUCAUUAUGCUAGAUACGAAUAACGAAAGAAUAUUUUAUUCUUUAGAAAUAUUGCGCCUCAUCGAAAUUUUAGUAACUAUGCAUCGCGUGUAGGAAAUAGUUAGUGAUAAUGUCAGAAGGUGCGCUAGUGUUCCACUAAGCUACCCCCAGUCUUACUACCCCCACCCUUCCGUUUCAGCUCCCCUAGCUAGUGCAAAUCUCGACGGAUGAAUGUUUUCUUAAGGGAUUCUUCCCGAAACCGACGCGAAAUUAUAAGAGGAGUCAUCUGAGGCUUGUAAUUGCGUUCCUGGGGGGUGAUGGUACUCACGCCGACAGCGUCUCCCACAAAGAUUUCACCAUUUUUCAAUUAACAAAAAAAUUGUCUGCGUCGCACACACGUCACAAAUUCUUCGGUUAACCUGUCGGCUGGUACGCUUUGAACACGUGAUUACGAUAAAUGCCGCGCAAGUAGAGCUUUAAUUUCAAAGUUAUUUUUAUGGGGAUUCUGGUUUAUAUAUCCCGACUGAUUUGUUUUGUUGCAUGCUCCUACUAACGUUCUUAUAGAUUUUUCUUAGAACUCUACCGUUCCGGUUCUUUUUUAUUGGUAUAUAGCGUUAACGCGAUUAUACAUUCUAAUUUGAAUAAGGAUUAGUUGCACAUUUUAUAUAACUGAAGAAUAGUCUGUAUCUAAGUGUAGUUUGGUAUAUAUUGUUGUUACCACAGUUUCUCAUAUAUUGGACAGCCAUAUUGUACAUUUUUUUAACGAUGCUGUCGCGUUUCUCGUUAACCUAUUCUUGUUAUGACUAUUCACUUUCUCUCGUGUAAAACUUAUCAAUUAUCUUUUUACAAAUAAUAUCUUAAGAAAUAAUAUAUAAAAAGCUUCCUUCACAAUAUAUUACCUUAAUCAUGGAAAGUGGAAGUAAUUUGCCUAGUCCAGGCAAUUAUCCUGGUGGGAAUCGACAACAAUUUUGUGUAUCAUGGAAUUCUCACCAGUCAAACAUGCACAGUGCUUUUCCAAAGCUAUUGAGCUCAGAACAAUUCGUCGAUGUUACUUUAGCUUGUGAUGGUGGUUCUAUCAAAUGUCAUAAAGUGGUAUUAUCUGCCUGUAGCGAUUAUUUAGAACGCUUAUUGCUAGAAAUACCAUGUACUCAUCCUAUUAUUUUUCUGAGAGAUAUGAGAAUGUGGGAACUUCAAGCAUUGGUCGAGUUUAUGUACCGUGGUGAAGUAUACGUAGAACAACAACAGCUUGCAAAAUUGAUGCAAGCUGCAGAAGUCCUGCAGGUCCGUGGCUUAUCGACUCAGGGAAGUGAUAGCUCUUCAAUCGAGAGUAACUCACAACAAUGUGAUUCUAAUCCACCUAUCACUCCAUCAACGCCAACUCAACAUGAUGUACCUCAUUUCAAACCCGAAGACACUCACUCUAAUGAUGAAGGCAGCUCAAGCUUUUUGGAGCCUACCUCAGUUGCUGGAUCUAGUACAGGAAAUGUUACAUCUCACAAUAAUACUCCAACUUCGCAAAAUCCAAACUCAUCCAAUUUUAUGGAACAUAGUGAAGCAUUACAACAUUUGGAAAAGGCUCUUAGCGCUUGCGAAGCUACUCUUACAGAAACUCAGGGGAUGGUUAAAAUGGAACCAGAUGAACAAUUUUCUCAACAACAAGAUGUCAAACCUUAUUCUAUCACUAUGGUACGAAAUAGCAACUGCAAUCCCAGCAGUCCAUUUCCUGCUAUAGAAGGUUAUCAAAGACGACAAAGACGUUCAGAAGAAGAACUGAAACAAGCUUCAGAUAUGGUUGCACGUGGCAUGACAUUUCAGGUUGCAUCAGAAAAAUAUAAUAUACCUAUCAGUACGAUUCGUUUCUAUAUGGUUAGGAAGGGAAUUUUACAAAGGCGAAAACGUGGACGUGGUUCCAGCAAUCUUGGAGUAAAUAGUCAACCUGAAAGUCCUGCAAGCCCACCAUUUCAUAUGAUAAACUACCGUUUGCCAGACAGCCUAAAUUCCAGCCUACCGUAGUGCUAUACCAAAAGUAGUGAGUUUUUAGAUUUCAGUUGAAUCGAACAAAUUAUUUGUCGCUAAAGUCAGAGCUGUUCUGGACCAUCAUCCUUCCCUUUAAACUCUUUAUGAGUUUUUCUUUAUCCAUAUGUUAUUUUACCACAUCUAAGAUGUUAAGUAUAAACGCGAUAUGCAGGCGUUAAUAAGGAUAUCUAUUACUGCAUAAAACUCGUGCAUUUAUUUUAAAUUUUCAUAUAAAAAUUUUUAACAUUGCAUGCACUCUAUAUAAUAUAUAUAUAUUAUAUAUAUAUGCAUAUAUAUUUGUAUAUAUGUAUAUACAUAUAUAAUAUAUAUUAUAUAUAAGCAUAUGUAUACAUAUAUAUUACAUAUAUAUGCAUAUAUAUUUGUGUACAUAUAUACACACAUAUAUAUUAUAUAAAUGCAUAUGUAUACAUAUAUAUUAUAUAUAUAUGCAUAUAUAUUUGUGUACAUAUAUACACAUAUAUAUAUUAUAUAUAUGCAUAUAUAUACAUAUAUAUUAUAUAUAUAUAUGUACGUGUAUAUAUAUUAUAUAUAUAAUAUGUAUGUAUAUAUUUAUGAAUAGGGUUUUGAACAGCUCUUUUCCAUGUAUAUAAAUUCCAUAUGUGAACGUUCGGACACAGCAUUAAGCUAAGCAAGUAUUUUCUCCAUAAGAUACAAAGUUCUUCAAUAGUAAUGCACGAGAUGAACUCAGUGUUUUCCAAAAGACUGAUCGCAUCCGGUUCUUUUCAGUACAAAGCAUCAUAAAAACAUAGUUUUUCUUGCGCAAUUUUAGGAUCAUAAUUUAGGUGACAUCUCAUAUUAAUGUUUGUCACAUUUGUUAAGUAAAGAAACAUUACACAUUUAUAUAUUUUUAAAUGAGCAUAUUUGCACAGUAUAAGGAUGCAGUUAUCAGAGAUCGAAUGUUUUGGAUCAUAAUAAUAAUAUUAAUUGCAAAUAAAUUUAUCCACUAUAUCUUAUAUAGUUAUAUAGUAUACAUAUUGUUUUGCCCUCGCGCCAUUUCCUUUAUCACAUGUGGUACCUACUGAAUGCAAUUAACAUAUGUUCGCAAAUAUAUAAACACAGAUGCGAGUGCGUGCGCACACAUAUGAAAUGGUAAAAUAUAGUUUGGUAACCAUUAUCCUCUUGUGCUGUGGUCGAACAUAAUUCAUAUGGUUCCUUUCGGGCCGUGUUCCGUUCUUCUACUUAGUGACCAAUAUGGCCUGCAAAUGUGGAUAGUGUAAAAGAUUUGAUUUCAAGUGCUACUUAUUCAUCAUUUUAAAAGGCAUUAUCAUUAUGAAACCUUUACAAAAGUUCGGAUAUAUCAAGUGAACAAUAUUUUUUUAAUGACCUCAAAAUGUUUUUGAUACAAUAAGUUUGUAGUUUAAGUUAUUUUUUAUUACAUUAUAUUUAUAUAAUUCAGCAAUAUGCAUCUUAUUAUCUUAAGUCACUAUGGCAUCUGUACACCGCUUAUACAUAUAUAGACAUAUAUAUAUAUAUAUACACACACAUAUCAUGUAUAUGUAUAUAUGUCAAAUUUUGUCUCAUUGUGUAUGAUUAUGUUUCUAUAAUUUAUAAUAACGGUAAUGAUAAUAAUAAUUAUAAUAAUGAUAAAAAUAAUAAUAUUAAUAAUAUCGAUAAUGAUAGUAAUAACAAAGAAGCUUCUUCACUUUUGUUGGGCACAACAAUAACUUUUAUGAUCUGGUAAAAAGCGAAGUACAAAGAUCAUAAAGUUUUAUCCAUAAGUCACUAUGUUCAAGACUGGUAACACGAGGCGCAUAUAAUCAUCUGAAAUCGUAGACAUUGCAGCUCUUAAUCUAUUAUACAAGUAUUUUUGUAGACAUCUUUAUCAAGGAAAGUUUGUUCUUUCUGCCUGUAUUUUACAUACCUUGAUCAUCUAUUACGAUAAGAGAACCGGUAUUUGUUCAAAGUUUACCAUUUAACUUUGUUAAACAUCACAGGACAUGAGAGAUCAUGACAUAAGUAGUAUAAUGCUUUUUACAUGCUAGUGUACAAAUAACAAUGUUUGUAAUCGUCAAUAAGUAUCCACCAGUUUUCAUAAAAGUGAUGUGGCAUAAUAAUCAUCACUUUUCUAAAUACUGGUUUUGCCUUGUCAAAAAAAUUUUGAUUGUAUAACAACAGCUAAAUGGCGCAUAUAUGACGCAAUCUUACAGUGUAUUGCCUUUGUUAAAUAGCAUUUGGAUAAAGCCAUAUUUUUCCAUGCGAUGCAAUAAUUCAGCAGAGUAAAAUAACAAUAAAUGGAAAACAGCCUAAAAUAGGAAAGAGUGCCAGAUACAUAAAUGGACAUAAACAAUAAGAUGCCAUGCUUAAAAUUUAUCAGCAGUUACAACAUAGUUGCCUGCUUUCCUCCUGCUUUUAUAGAGAAUCGUUUACCUUUUUUGUAUCAGGCAACAUGGAGAAUGUAUACAAAUACAUAAGUAGCCUAACUGACAUAAAAAUCAUUGAUAAAUGCCUUAAUUAAUAUACACAAUGUCGUUUUGUUAAGUAAUUAUCGUGUAAUCAAAGUAUUAGAAUAUUGUAGCCGAUUCUCAUUUAUUUCACUUUUAUCGACCGAUUUAGCAUAGUGUAAGAUACAGUAUAGAUUAUAUUUACUAAAUUUCAUCCAACGUUACACAGUUAGAUUCUGCGCUGAUGAGAAGUGUUACAAAAAAAGAAAAAAAAAGAAAUGCGUUAGAACAGAUUGGAGUACGGUGACAUUGAUACAGAUUGAAAACAGAAAUCGCGGAUAUUGCCUGUUAUAGCGUCCAAACGGUUGAAGUAAUAACUUCUUCGUAUGUAGCAUUCUUUCCAAUACCUGUAUCGUGUAAAUCAUUAUUCUAAGAGUUCCAGUUGACAAAGGUUUUAUACAAAUCUAUUAAACCAGUAUUGCAAACCAAUGAAGAAUAAUUAGUUUUCUAAUAACACAAUACGUUUUACGUGAAUUUAGUACAGUGCUUAAGUCAGUAAUGCUCAGCGUAUCUAACAAAUAUUUUUAGUGAAAAUCCGUGUCAUACUCACAUGUAUUAUAACGUCUUAAAGUGUGUAACUAAACAACAAUCAAAGAAGCGUGAACGAUACUUAAUAAUUAUUAUCAUAGCCACUCUUAAGAGUACAUAGGUAGCCAUUUUGAGGCAAAUUAUAUUAUAUUUAAUUAUCCCAUCAUUUGGUCUCCGUUUUAUAGUGGUAUUAUUAUUUGUAGGUAGGUUUUACACCUAAAAUCAAUGGAUUUACCUCUCGCUCCUCGAAAUGCAUAUUUUUAAGAUUUUUUUUUUUUAUAGUUACCGAGACAAAUAUCUAUUGGCAUGAUAGGCAGAGCGAUCGGGAAUUAUUAUUGUUUCCAAGACAACGCUACAUUUUGCGAGAAUUAUUGUUAUGACAACUGUUAUAUAGUCGCACGAUAAUAGUAAGCACAACGUACUCUAUUUUAUUUGUGAACAUGAUUUAGGAUAAAAACGUACGAUUAAUCUGAAA